Molecule: messenger RNA, 2985 nt
Organism: Capronia epimyces CBS 606.96
Lineage: Eukaryota; Fungi; Ascomycota; Eurotiomycetes; Chaetothyriales; Herpotrichiellaceae
Exons: 1
Coding region: 1-2985 (994 amino acids)
Cellular component (GO): intracellular membrane-bounded organelle
Molecular function (GO): phosphatidylinositol binding
Source: RefSeq, a predicted model, not a curated record
AUGACGAUGAUGGAAGAACACCAUGACAACGUCGGUCGGUCCGAACCCCCCAAAACAGAAUCGGAAAGCCUACCAAAGCCAACUCCGUCAACAACAACUACAACCCCACUCACAGCGUCCGCAGCGAUAGACGCAACCCUCAGAUUCUUCGCCAAUGCGAGCAACGAGACUUUGGGAGCCUGCGCGAUAGGCCUAGGUACCUCCACUUAUCUUGUUCUUGGACGCGUUGGCCUCGUUCUGAUCGGCGCGGUUGGGGGCAUCGUCCUCCAUGCCACUUGGGAAAGUCAGUACGGCGGAGAGUCCAACACAGAAAAGCGCGAGAGCAACCGCCGGAGAAAAGAGCUGGGGAUAGAAGUGGCACACCGGGUUUUGGGAUGGCGGGACAAGAAUCGAAAAGAUAAGGAAGACCAGGUAGUCGUCGACGAGGCUGAAGUUGAGGUCCAAGGGGCCUCUACGGCUUCGGACUAUUCCGGGUUCGAGCCCGAGACAAGAGAGGCACUGGCAAGCUUGACAGACGCUGUUAUACGAAACUAUGUGACUUGGUGGUACAGUCCAUUGCUUCCGAAAGACCGACACUUCCCUGCCAGUUGUAGCCAGACUUUGACGAGUUUCAUUGUCUCCCUCUCAAACCAUCUCUCACGGAAACGGCCGGCCGAUCCUUUCCUGGAUUUUCUCUCGAACUCGACCUCUAUUGUGAUCGUCUUCUUGAAUGAAUUGGGCAACGCAUUGAAGGCUUCACAGUACCAGGAUGCCGAGACAGCCAUCAACACAUACCUGCAGUUUCAACCAGAGAGCAAUCUGGCCAACGUGCUGAGCAGAGACCAACAGACACGCAAACUCAACCUUGUGGCUGAUGAUAUCCUCCAGAACUUUCUUGACUCAAAGUCUUACAAUUGUCCUCCCGUCAGAACUUUUUUACGUGAGAUCUUGGCAGGUCUCGUGCUCGAGACCACUGUCGACACUUGUUCCAAGCCGGAAUGGAUCAAUGGGUGGAUUGUCUACUUGUUGCAGGAUGGAGAGCCAGAAAUCAUGAAUGCAAUCGAUGCCGGAGUCGAAGACAUGAGCGGGGCCAUCUCGGAUGCGAAGGCCGAUGCCGUUUCCCAAAAAGGUCAUAUCAGACGAAUCAGCAGAGCCGAAGAGGCAAUGCAAGAAGCCAUGCGAGAGGCGCAGAGACUCAACGAGAUGAUUGCGGAAGAUGAAGCCAGGCGGAAACGCGGGUUGCUUCCGAGUGAGCUUGAGGAGACUGGAUCUGUGGCCACAACGGACGCAGGAUUGGCUACGCCUACCUCGUCGGAUAGCGAUCGGAACAGACAUGGGGGCCCGUCCUUGGAUUCCUCCCUGAUAUUUGACAUUGAUGGCAACGCAAUCCAUUCUGCGAAUCCGAGUCCGAAUAAAGAGUCCGCUUCCUUCACAAGCUUUGAUCAGCUGCCAGAGUCUGUCCUAACACCACCACGGCCCGUGUUGAGUGCUCCGGCUCCUGUGGAGGCGAUGGUCGCCGUUCCAUUGACAUUACAUAACGCUUCCUUGACAAUCAUCGAUCUUGGCGACGGUAACGACAAAGCUACCCUCAGGCAAAAGCCCAACAGCGAGUACUUGCUACAAAUUGAGCCAGCUUCGCAGCGGUACCCUGGGUGGAUGGUCACUCGGAGAUAUGCUGACUUUGAACCUCUCCAUCAGACCAUGACCACGAUCGCUCGACUCUCGGGCGUUCCAGAGUUUGGACAGAGAUAUCCCGCCCUACCCAGCUGGAAGGGACAGACAAGUGCAUCAUUGUUGCAGAACUUAGAGGGUUAUCUGCGGUUCUGCCUUAGGUUUGAACCGCUGGCGGAGACCGAGGUGAUGAAGAAGUUCCUGGACAAGGAGACUGGCCUUCAGAAGGCGCCGGCACAAACCAAAAAUGUCCUAGUCCAGGGCGGUGCUGCAUUGGAGAAUGUGGGUAAGAAUUUCAUCAACGUCCUCGGUCAGGGCGGGAAGAAUAUCGCUGGUGGUGGCAAGGCAGUGCUUGGAGGAGUCCAAGGUGUUUUUGGUGCCGUGGCGACCGGUGUUGCGGGUGGGCCGAAAAAAUUGACGCCAUCCCGUCCGUCGCAGCAACUGUCAAGGACGAAUACAGCGUCAAGCACACCAAGCUUUCGCCAGAGUCAAGAGUUGCCCAGGCAGAGCACUGAGAGCUUCGAUCUCAAGCCACCGCCUCUUCCAAGCAGACCUAACCAAAGUCCUUCGGUUCAUGGACAGGAAUCACGGACGUCAUCCAGUAUAGACGAAGCAGCCCGUCAGUCAGAGGAGAUGAUAUCAAUGCCGCCGCUUCCGAGUGUAAUCUCUGAUGAUUAUCAGCCGAUCACGCUGCCGAAGCCCGAAACUCCUCCUCGACCUCGACAAGAGACGGUUGUAGCCAUUCCAUCAACCCCGGCUUUGGCAGUCAAGCUGGGAGGGACAGACACUCCCUCCUCGAGCGCCGCAAAACUACCACCUAGAAGAGCUAAAAAUGACGUUCCGAUUUCUGAAGAAGAGACCCGGAUUUUGAUUGAGUUGUUCUUUGCUGUUCUAACCGAACUAUACUCGCUCUCUGGGGCAUGGUCAAUCCGAUUGUCUCUCCUGGGAGCCGCCAGAACGUUCCUUCUGCGACCCAACAAUCCUCAGUUGGAAUUGAUCCGGUCGCUACUCCAGGAGAGCCUGAUUGUGGCGAAUUUCUCCGACAAAGGCCGGGCAAGUCACAUUAACAAGCUACGAGAAAACGUGUUGCCGACCGAGGAAGAGCGGGCCAAGUGGUCGAAGGAAAUGACACCGGAAGAGAAGGAGAACCUCCGGGUGAAGGCGCGCAAGUUGCUAGUCGAGCGAGGUAUGCCACAAGCUCUGACUAGCGUGAUGGGCGCGGCUGCCAGUGGUGAGGCUCUAGGCAAGGUCUUCGAUUGUCUUCAGCUCGAACCCGUGGCGAGAGGUCUGAUAUUUGCGCUGCUGCUACAGGCCAUUCGAGCUGCCACGCAGUAG